Messenger RNA from Coregonus sp. 'balchen', 18498 nucleotides. The record is from the annotation of a GenBank genome assembly. NCBI's taxonomy places the organism in Eukaryota, Metazoa, Chordata, Actinopteri, Salmoniformes, Salmonidae.
GGACCUAUUGGACCAAAGGGCAACAUGGGAGAACCAGGCCAGCCCAGUUAUGGAGUCAAGGUCAGUGAUGUGACCACACAGCAACAUUGUUCUGUCAUUGUUGCUACAGUGUACCACUGAGUUAGGCCCAUUCCCAGCAAGUGUUUCUUCGGUUAACAAAUGAGCCGGUUUCUCUCUUUUCUUAUAUGUGUCUCUUCCCAGGGCGAGAAAGGCGAGCCUGGCUCAAUCAUUGGGCCUGAUGGGAAUAUUUUGUACCUGGGAAGAUUGUCGGGUGAGAAGGUGAGCGUCUCACUAUUGACUUCUGUAGUCAGUAAUAUUUGACGUGUAUAUAUAGUAUACACUACCAGUCAAAAGUUUGGACACACCUACUCAUUCAAGGCUUUUUCUUUAUUUUUACUAUUUUCUACAUUGUACAAUAGUAGUGAAGACAUCAACUAUGAAAUAACAUAUGGAAUGAUGUAGUAACCAAAAAAGUGUUAAACAAAUCAAAAUAUAUUUUAUAUUUGAGUUUCUUCAAAGUAGCCACCUUUGCCUUGAUGAUAGCUUUGCACACUCUAGUAUUACUGCUGUAAAGUUAACCUCCAAUCAGAUAUCAGACUACAUGAUGUAACCUCUGCUUCUCAGAGGUGAGACAAUGGGGGUUUGCAAGGACAACACAGAGAAUGCUGAAUUCCUAAGACAACACAGAGGAAAUUCUUGUAUACAGUUGAUAAGAAGAGUGACUUCGGGGUCUGCCCUACACUUCUGUCUGGCUUGGUCUUAUCUGUGUGUUGGCCUUCAAGCCGAGUUAAACACCAACUCUCCGUCUUUUGUAGGGUGACAGAGGACCUGCCGGACCUGUUGGGCCUCCUGUAAGUACUUUUAGGCUUAUUACUUGACAUUACAGUCUUGCCAUUUGAAGCUGCCUUAAAUUAAACUGACGUGGUCAUGAGCAAUGUUGGGAUUAUAUAUUACUCAUUACAUUUAACAAAAGUAAAGCGUUACUUUACAAUAUUACUUUGUAUGGAAAGUAACUAAUUAUAUUACUUUGCGUUACUUUCAUUAAAAAAAUCUAAAUCGGAGUGAGCAAGGUGAGCCACACACUCUACCAAAGAUAGGCUAUUUACUAACUCAGGUUUUAUCACUAGCAUUUGUGGUGCUGCUUUCAAGUGCUGCACAAUCAUAUAGGCUGCUUAAUUAGCCAUACAGUGCAUUCGGAAAGCAUUCAGACCCCUUGACUUUUUCCACAUUUUGUUACGUUACAGCCUAAAAUGUAUUAAAUACAUUUUUCCCGUCAUCAAUCUACACACAAUACCCCAUAAUGACACAGCGGUGGCGCAGCGGUCUAUGGCACUGCAUCGCAGUGCUUGAGGCGUCACUACAGACACAGGUUCGAUCCCAGGCAGUGUCACAGCCGGCCGUGACCGGGAGACCCAUGAGGCGGCGCACAAUUGGCCCAGCGUCGUCCGGGUUAGGGGAGGGUUUGACCGGCCAGGAUGUCCUUGUCCCAUCACGCUCUAGCGACUCCUUGUGGCAGGCCGGGUGCCUGCAAGCUGACUUUGGUCGCUAGUUGUACGGUGUUUCUGCCCGCACAUUGGUGCAGCUGGCUUCCGGGUUAAGCAAGCAGUGUGUCAAGAAGCAGUGUGGUUUGGCAGGGUUGUGUUUCGGAGGACGCAUGGCCCUCGACCUUCGCCUCUCCCGAGUCCAUAUGUGAGUUGCAGCGAUGGGACAAGACUGUAACUAUCAAUUGGAUAUCACGAAAUUGGGGAAAAAGGGGAUUAAUAAAAUAAAAAAUACCUUAUUUACGUAAGUAUUCAGACCCUUUGCUAUGAGACUCGAAAUUGAGCUCAGGUGCAUCCUGUUUCCAUUGAUCAUUCCAUCAGACGGAAGCCACUCCUCAGUAAAAGGCACAUGACAGCCUGCUUGGAGUUUGUCAAAAGGCACCUAAAGACUCUCAGACCAUGAGAAAUGCCAAGAGUCCCGUCUGGAGGAAACCUGGCACCAUCCCUACGGUGAAGCAUGGUGGUGGCAGCAUCAUGCUGUGGGAAUGUUUUCCAGUGGCAGGGACUGGGAGACUAGUCAGGAUGGAGGGAAAGAUGAAUGGAGCAAAGUACAGAGAGAUCCUUGAUCAAAACCUGCUCCAGAGCGCUCAGGACCUCAUACUGGGGUGAAUGUUCACCUUCCAACAGGACAACAACCCUAAGCACACAGCCAAGACAACGUAGGAGUGGCUUCGGGACAAGUCUUUGAAUGUCCUUGAGUGGCCCAGCCAAAGCCCGAACUUGAAACCGAUCAAACAUCUCUAGAGAGACCUGAAAAUAACUGUGCAGCAACGCUCCCCAACCAACCUGGCUGAGCUUAAGAGGACUUGCAGAGAAGAAUGGGAGAAACUCCCCAAAUACUCACUGCCAAAGGUGUUUAGACAAAGUACUGAGUAAAGGUUCUGAAUACUUAAGUAAAUGUGAUAUUUACAUUUUUUAUUUUAAAUACAUUUGGAAACAUUUCUAAAAACCAGUUUUUGCUUUGUCAUUAUGGGGUAUUGUGUGUACAGUCAAACGUUUUGAGAAUGACAGAAAUAUUAAUUUUCACAAAGUCUGCUGCCUCAGUUUUUAUGAUGGCAAUUUGCAUAUACUCCAGAAUGUUAUGAAGAGUGAUCAGAUUAAUUGCAAUUAAUUGCAAAGUCCCUCUUUGCCAUGAAAAUGAACGCAAUCCCAAAAAAACAUUUCCACUGCAUUUCAGCCCUGCCACAAAAGGACCAGCUGACAUCAUGUCAGGUAAUUAUCUCGUUAACACAGGUGAGAGUGUUGACGAGGCUGGAGAUCACUCUGUCAUGCUGAUUGAGUUAGAAUAACAGACUGGAAGCUUUAAAAAGAGGGUGGUGCUUGAAAUCAUUGUUCUUCCUCUGUUAACCAUGGUUACCUGCAAGGAAACACGUGCCGUCAUCAUUGCUUUGCACAAAAAGGGCUUCACAGGCAAGGAUAUUGCUGCUAGUAAGAUUGCACCUAAAUCAACCAUUUAUCGGAUCAUCAAGAACUUCAAGGAGAGAGGUUCAAUUGUUGUGAAGAAGGCUUCAGGGCGCCCAAGAAAGUCCAGCAAGCGCCAGGACCGUCUCCUAAAGUUGAUUCAGCUGCGGGACGGGGCACCACCAGUGGCAGAGCUUGCUCAGGAAUGGCAGCAGGCAGGUGUGAGUGCAUCUGCACGCACAGUGAGGCAAAUCAUUUUGGAGGAUGGCCUGGUGUCAAGAAGGGCAGGGAGGAAGCCACUUUUCUCCAGGAAAAACAUCAGGGACAGACUGAUAUUCUGCAAAAGGUACAGGGAUUGGACUGCUGAGGACUGGGGUAAAGUCAUUUUCUCUGAUGAAUCCCCUUUCCGAUUGUUAAGGGCAUCCUGAAAAAAGUUUGUUCCGGAGAAGACAAGGUGAGCGCUACCAUCAGUCCUGUGUCAUGCCAACAGUAACGCAUCCUGAGACCAUUCAUAUGUGGGGUUGCUUCUCAGCCAAGGGAGUGGGCUCACUCACAAUUUUGCCUAAGAACACAGCCAUGAAUAAAGAAUGGUACCAACACAUCCUCUGAGAGCAACUUCUCCCAACCAUCCAAGAACAGUAUGGUGACGACCAAUGCCUUUUCCAGCAUGAUGGAGCACCUUGCCAUAAGGCAAAAGUGAUAACUAAGUGGCUCGUGGAACAAAACAUCUAUAUUUUGGGUCCAUGGCCAAGAAACUCCCCAGACCUUAAUCCCAUUGAGAACUUGUGGUCAAUCCUCAAGAGGCGGGUGGACAAACAAAAACCCACAAAUUCUGACAAUCUCCAAUCAUUGAUUAUGCAAGAAUGAGCUGCCAUCAGUCAGGAUGUGGCCCAGAAGUUAAUUGACAGCAUGCCAAGGCGGAUUGCAGAGGUCUUGAAAAAGAAGGGUCAACACUGCAAAUAUUGACUCUUUGCUUAAACUUAAUGUAAUUGUCAAUAAAAGCCUUUGAAACUUAUGGAAUGCUUGUAAUUAUACUUCAGUAUACCAUAGUAACAUCUGACAAAAAUAUCUAAAAACACUGAAGCAACAAACUUUGUGAAGACCAAUACUUGUGUCAUUCUCAAAACUUUUGACCACAACUGUAGAUUGAGGGAAAAAAACUAUUUAAUCCGUUUUAGAAUAAGCCUGUAAAGUAACAAUGUGGAAAAAGUAAAGGGGUCUGAAUACUUUCCGAUUGCACUGUAAGCCAAACAUUUGUACAGAUUUCCUAUAUUUUCAUUCAAAAUCUUUCUCUCGAGCCGCCAGUUCUGGUUAUAGACCGCAUGUUCACGGACCCAUAGAGGUGUAUAGAGGGCACACUUGCCACUAGACUGGAAGGCCUCUAUAGGCUUCGGAAAUGAGAGGUGCACCCUCUACACAUUUUUAUGGAGGCAGCUAUCAUGACAUUUCUCCGAACAGCCUUUUUCCACUCGCUUGAGAGAUAUGAUUUUGAAAGUUAGUUGACAAAGUAUCUGUAAUAAUAUUACCCAAUUACUCAUUAAAAGUAAUGUGAUUAUGUAGAGCGUUACUUUUGUGACGCGUUACCCCCAACACUGUUCACAAGCAACAGCAGAGUCAGAGAUGUUGUCAAGAGAGAGUGUGAGGCAAGUGGUUGCCCUUGUCAGCACCAACACAGAUACUGUUAAGCAUCUGGACAUGUGCACGACAGUUCACUUCUCUCUUAUGCAACGUGACAACAAAUGCUGAUGAGUUCAGCCUCUCGCUUCACGCAGUCUUUGUUUGUGUCAGAAGUCGCCCCGUUCCUCAUGGUAAACGCAUAUAGCUGAGUUUACCUUGCCUUAAUUCAGCUGCCAUGUAUAUUGCCUUGCAAAAGUAUUCAUACCCCUUGGAUUUCACAUUUUAUUGUGUUACAAAGUGGGAUUAAAAUGCAUUUUGUCAAUUGCUCGUCAACAAUCUGCUCAACAUACUCUGUGAAAAUGGAAGAUUUGUUUUACAUUUAUUAAAGAUAGCUGGAAAUUAAAUAACUACAAUAUAGUCACUGCAUAAGUAUGCAGCUCCCUGAGUCAACACAUAUUAGAAACAACUUUGACAGUGAUUACAGCUGUGAGUCUUCUUGGGUAAGUCUAAGAGCUUUACACACCUGGAUUGUGCAAUAUUAUCCUAUUAUUCUUUUCAUAAUUCUUCAAGCUCUGUCAAGAUGUUGGGGAUCAUGGCUAGACAGCUAUUUUCAUGUCUUACCAUAGAUUUUUAAGCAGAUAUAAGUCAAAACUGUAACUUGGCCACUCAGGAACAUUCACUGUCUUCUUGGUAAGCAACUCUAGUGUGGAUUUGGCCUUUUGUUGUAGGUUAAUCCCUCUCCCAGUGUCUGGUGUAAAGCAGACUGAAGCAGGUUUUCCUCUAGGAUUUUGCCUAUGCUUAGCUCCAUCCCGUUUCUUUUUAUCCUGAAAAACUCUGCAGUCUUUGCGAUGUCAAGCAUACCCAUACCAUUAUGCAGCCACCACCAUGCUUGAAAAUAAGGAGGUACAGUUGAAGUCGGAGGUUUACAUACACUUAGGUUGGAGCCAUUAAAACUUGUUUUUCAACCUCGCCAAAACUGUCGUUUGUUAAACAGAAAUUUGUGGAAAGUCAGUUAGGACAUCUACUUUGUGCAUGACACAAGUUAUUUUUCCAACAAUUGUUUACAGACAGAUUACUUCACUUAUAAUUCACUGUAUCACAAUUCCAGUGGGUCAGAAGUUUACAUACACUAAGUUGACUGUGCCUUUAAACAGCUUGGAAAAUUCCAGAAAAUGGCUUUAGAAGCUUCUGAUAGGCUAAUUGACAUCAUUUGAGUCAAUUGGAGGUGUACCUGUGGAUGUAUUUCAAGGCCUACCUUCAAACUCAGUGCCUCUUUGCUUGACAUCAUGGGAAAAUCAAAAGAAAUCAGCCAAGACCUCAGAAGAAAAAUUGUAGACCUCCACAAGUCUGGUUCAUCCUUGGAAGCAAUUUCCAAACGCCUGAAGGUACCACGUUCAUCUGUACAAACAAUAGUAUGCAAGUAUAAACACCAUGGGACCACGCAGCCGUCAUACCGCUCAGGAAGGAGAUGCGUUCUGUCUCCUAGAGAUGAACAUACUUUGGUGCGAAAAGUGCAAAUCAAUCCCAGAACAACAUCAAAGGACCUUGUUAAGAUGCUGGAGGAAACGGGUACAAAAGUAUAUAUAUCGACAGUAAAACACGUCCUAUAUCGACAUAACCUGAAAGGCCGCUCAGAAAGGAAGAAGCCACUGCUCCAAAACCACCAUAAAAAAGCCAGAAUACGGUUUGCAACAGCACAUGGGGACAAAGAUCUUAAUUUUUGGAGAAAUGUCCUCUGGUCUGAUGAAACAAAAAUAGAACUGUUUGGCCAUAAUGACCAUCGUUAUGUUUGGAGGAAAAAGGGGGACUUGCAAGCCGAAGAACACCAUCCCAACCGUGAAGCACGGGGUGGCAGCAUCAUGCUGUGGGGGUGCUUUGCUGCAGGAGGGACUGGUGCACUUCACAAAAUAGAUGGCAUCAUGAGGAAGGAAAAUUAUGUGGAUAUAUUGAAGCAACAUCUCAAGACAUCAGUCAGGAAGUUAAAGAUUGGUCGCAAAUGGGUCUUCCAAAUAGACAAUGACCCCAAGCAUACUUCCAAAGUUGUGGCAAAAUGGCUUAAGGACAACAAAGUCAAGGUAUUGGAGUGGCCAUCACAAAGCCCUGACCUCAAUCCUAUAGAAAAUGUGUGGGCAGAACUGAAAAAGCGUGUGCGAGCAAGGAGGCCUAAAAACCUGACUCAGUUACACCAGCUCUGUCAGGAGGAAUGGGCCAAAAUUCACCCAACUUAUUGUGGGAAGCUUGUGGAAGGCUAUCCGAAACAUUUGAACCAAGUUCAACAAUUUAAAGGCAAUGCUACCAAAUACGAAUUGAGUGUAUGUAAACUUCUGACACACUGGGAAUGUGAUGAAAUAAAUAAAAGCUGAAUUAAAUCAUUCUCUCUACUAUUAUUCUGACAUUUCACAUUCUUAAAAUAAAGUGGUGAUCCUAACUGACCUAAGACAGGGAAUUUUUACAAGGAUUAAAUGUCAGGAAUUGUGAAAAACUGAGUUUAAAUGUAUUUGGCUAAGGUGUAUGUAAACUUCUGACUUCAACUCUAGUUAUUCAGUGAUGUGUUGCGUUGGAUUUGCCGGAAACAUAUGGCUUUGCAUUUUGUCCAAAAAGUUUAAUCCUUUGCUGUGUUUUUUUGCAGUAUUACUUUAGUGCCUUGUUUUGGUAUAUUUCUAUUCUGUAUAUUUGUAUUAUUCUUUUCACUCUGUCAUUUAAUUCAUUAUUGUGGAGUCAUUACAAUGUUGUUGAUCCCAACACAGCCAUUUAACUCUGUAACUGUUUUACAAUCACCAAUGGCCUUAUGGUAACAUCCCUGAGCAGUUUAAUUCCUGUCUUGCAGCUCAGUUCACAAGGACGACUGUAUCUUUGAUGCAUAAUUAUUAACUUGACCAUGCUUAAAGAGAUAUUCCAUGUCUGAUUUGUUAUUGUUACCCAUCUACCAAUCACUGUCCUUUGAGGCUUUCGAAAAGCUCCCUGGUCUUUGUAGUUGAAUUCAAUACAAUACUGAUGUACCUUACAAAUGUAUCGGGGACAGAGAAAAGGGUUACUCGUACAAAAAUCAUGUCUACCCCUAUUAUUUCACACAGACCAUGUCAUUUAUUAUGUGAUUUAUUAAGCCCAAUUUUUACUACUGAAUUAAUUUAGGGUUGCCUGAACAAAGGGGCUGAAUAGUUUGAAUACUUAUGCAACAACUAUUUUAGUUAUCUAAUUGUUAUUAAUCCGAGAAAAAAAAAAGAGGAAAUAAAUUGAGCAGAUUGUUGACAAAAAGUACAAUUUAAAUACAUUUUAAUCCCACUUUGUAACACAAUAACAUGUGAAGAAAUUCAAGGGGUAUGAAUACUUUUGCAAGGCACGGUAUAUCACUGAUCCCUCUCAAAAAUAAUUUUUGAGUCAAUGUGUUUUGUGUUUGGGUCUCAUAUGAUUGAUGUAUUGUUGUUUGUACAGGGGCAGGAUGGUCCUCCUGGGAUAAAGGGUGAAUUUGGAAUGCCCGGAAGACCUGUAAGUACUGGAGCUGACUUUAGAACUUUACAAUUACAGUAGGUGCUCAGUAGCAUGACAAAAAAAGGUCACAUUUGGAAUUCAAGUCUCUUUGGUAUCAAUGGUGUAAUUGCUUGAAAGUGGUACAAAUGUUUCCUUGAUUUGAACAGGUGUGGAAUGAUUCAAUGUUACAUAACAUCUAUUGCCAGUUGGUGUGUAAUUAUGCACAAGUUAGGGAAGUAUCGAUAUGGAAUGCUACAACAACUACUACUACUAGUAGUAUUUCUCUCUAGUGAAUGCUCCUUGCGUAAGGCCUUCAUAGUAUCUAACUAUCUAUGUCUGUUUCCUACAGGGUCGUCCUGGUGUGAAUGCAUACAAGGGUGAAAAAGGAGAGCCAUCCACAGGAGCUGGAUUUGGCUACCCAGUAAGUGUGACAUGCGCAUAUAACAAUGUACUGGGCCUGUUUACGAUACGAUGGAAGUGCACUGUCUUAUAGAGGAGAUUCAAAUGAGCUUUUAAUACAAACUUAAUGUCUUCUGUUUUCAGGGUGUCCCAGGCCCACCCGGGCCGCCAGGACCACCCGGACCAGCUGUGACUGUGGACCGCUUCAACGUGAGUCUAUCAGAAUCCUAACACACAAAACCAGAGUUGUGUUCAUUCAGCACCAAACGGAAGAACACAGACUGAAACAUGGAGAGACAAGUUUGACUUGUCCAAUAUAGGAAACAGGAUAUCAUGUUUGUGUGCAAAUACUGGAAAAUGUUUAAAUGUGCCAUUUCCUAUGUAUUGCAGGGAUAUGACGCCUCAAGGAAUUAUCCAGGUAUGCUGACAAUGAUUUGUUGUUUUUACAUCAAACGUUAUACCUAGCGAUGAAACAUCUCGAAGACAGAGGAUUCAAUCUCGGCGCAUGGGCAUACAGGUUUUUAGAAUUUGUUUGCAAAUGUAUUAAAAAUAUAAAACUGAAAUAUAACAUUUACAUAAGUAUUCAGACCCUUUACUCAGUACUUUGUUGAAGCACCUUUGGCAUCGAUUACAGCCUUGACUCUUCUUGGGUAUGACGCUACAAGCUUGGCACACCUGUAUUUGGGGAGUUUCUCCCAUUCUUCUCUGCAGAUCCUCUCAAGCUCAGUCAGGUUGGAUGGGGAGCGUCGCUGCACAGCUAUUUUCAGGUCUCUCCAGAGAUGUUAGAUCAGGUUCAAGUUCGGGCUCUGGCUGGGCCUCUCAAGGACAUUCAGAGACUUGUCCCGAAGCCACUCCUGCGUUGUCUUGACUGUGUGCUUAGGGUCGUUGUCCUGUUGGAAGGUGAACCUUCACCCCAGUCUGAGGUCCUGAGCUGUCUGGAGCAGGUUUUCAUGAAGGAUCUCCCUGUAUUUUCUGCCGUUCAUCUUUCCCUCGAUCCUGUCUCUCAGUUCCUGUCGCUGAAAAACAUCAUGAUGCUGCCAUCACUGUAGGCAUGGUGCCAAGUUUCCUCCAGAUGUGACGCUUGGCAUUGAGGCCAAAGAGUUCAAUCUUGGUUUCAUCAGACCAGAUAAUCUUGUUUCUCAUGGUCUGAGAGUAUUCAGGUGUCUUUUGGCAAACUCCAAGCGGGCUGUCAUGUGCCUUUUACUGAGGAGUGGCUUCCAUCUGGCCACUCUACCAUAAAGGCCUGAUUGGUGGAGUGCUGCAGAGAUUGUUGUCCUUCUGGAAGGUUCUCCCAUCUCCACAGUGGAACUCUGGAGGUCUGUCAGAGUGACCAUCGGGUUCUUGGUCACCUUCCUGACCAAGGCCCUUCUCCCCCGAUUGCUCAGUUUGGCCGGGUGGCCAGCACUAGGAAGAGUCUUGGUGGUUCCAAACUUCUUCCAUUUAAGAAUGAUGGAGGCCACUGUGUUCUUGGGGACCUUCAAUGCAGCAGAUAUUGUUUGGUACCUUUCCCCAGAUCUGUGCCACGACACAAUCCUGUCUCGGAGCUGUACGGACAAUUCCUUCGACCUCAUGGCUUGGUUUUUGCUCUCACAUGCACUGUCAACUGUGAGACCUUAUAGACAGUGUGGAGGUGUGUGCCUUUCCAAAUCAUGUCCAAUCCAGUUGUAGAAACAUCAAGGCUGAUCAAUGGAAACAGGAUGCACCUGAGCUCAAUUUCGAGUCUCAUAGCAAAGCGUCUGAAUAUUUAUGUAAGUAAGGUAUUUUUAGUUUUUUUAUUUGAAAUAAAUUAUAGAAACCUGUUUUGGCUUCGUCAUUAUGGGGUAUUGUGUGUAGAUUGAUGAAAAAAAAAAAUAUUGAAUCCAUUUUAGAAUAAGGUAACAAAAAAGGGAAGGGGUCUGAAUACUUUCCGAAUGCACUGUACCUAGCAGUCAACAAAAUGAGGAGUUAGACAGUUUUUAUUCUUUAAGGAGACAAACCGUUCCCCAUCUACCUUCAGUUUGAUUUAGCUAUUGAAGAAAGCGGAAUUCAUGAUCACUCUACUGUCAAGAGAUUAGGCUAACGCUUUCAUCAAAAGCACCUAGAUUUGGGGAAUUAACUGAAAAACUGGAACGUCAAAUAACGCAGUCAAGCUGUAAUUUAGACAUCACGAUCCAUUCCAUUAGCCCAUACAAAUUUACAUUUGACUGCCAUUGGGCAUGGGUAGUGCAGACAUCCAUUACAAAAUAGUGAUACAAAUUAUAUUUAUUUGUUUUCUACAAUCUAUAUAUUUUUUUACAUGUUCUCUGGUUUUUGUAGCGACAAAGGGGGAGAAAGGUGAUUCCGGAGCUCCAGGUCUCACAGGACCGCCAGGUAAGACGUAUGUCUCAAUAUAGCACAGUUAGUACAGGGAUAAUAACAACUACUUUGUUUUGUCUUUAGGCUACAAUUCAACCUGUAUGCUUAUCGUGAUAUUUUGUCAUUUUGUUACAGGUGUGGCCUCUAACUUCGACAUUUUUACAUUCAAGGUAUGAAAGUAUUGCAAUUAAUAGGACUACUGUUAGGAUGGAAGAUGUAUAAAGAAUAAGUUAUUUGUGUCUCAAUAUACAGAUUCUCUGUUCCUUUUUGAACAUUCUGUACUUUUCCACUGUCUAUUCUGUACUUUUCCACAGUCUAGUUUAGGGCUGGCCAAUAUGGCCAAAAUAUAAUAUCACGGUAUUUAAAACAAAUUGGACGCUAUGGCGAUAUUUGACUAUAUGUUUGUAUGAUAUUUGACUAUAUGUUUUCAUGAUAUUUGACUAUAUGUUUUUAUGUUUUUGAAUAAUACAAGUUCAAAAUUUGCUUUAUGAGUAGCUCGCAGUGUUUCCUCUGGAAAAAUGUGUAGCAGUGGGGGGAAAAGGUCGCAGAGAGGGGGGGGGGGGGUCCCCACUCCUAUAAUUUUUAUGUAGAAAGACAGAAGCUCAGUUCUGGUGACUUUUUAAAAGGACAUUCUACUCCAAAAUUAAUUAAAAUAAGUAUGCUGACACCAUCUAAAAUAGAAUUUCCACCUCUCAUCACCCCAAGAACACCAUCCCCACAGUGAAGCAUGGUGGUGGCAGCAUCAUGCUGUGGGGAUGUUUUUCAUCGGCAGGGACUUAGAAACUGGUCAGAAUUGAAGGAAUGAAGGAUGGUGCUAAAUACAGGGAAAUUCUUGAGGGAAACCUGUUUCAGUCUUCCAGAGAUUUGAGACUGGGACGGAGGUUCACCUUCCAGCAGGACAAUGACCCUAAGCAUACUGCUAAAGUAACGCUUGAGUGGUUUAAGGGGAAACAUUUAAAUGUCUUGGAAUGGCCUAGUCAAAGCCCAGACCUCAAUCCAAUUGAGAAUCUGUGGUAUGACUUAAAGAUUGCUGUACUCCAGUGGAACCCAUCCAACUUGGAGCAGUUUUGCCUUGAAGAAUGCAUAUGUAUUGUUUUAUACUGUUCAAUUCAAGCUAAAACUAAAAUUAUUGUCAGCAUUUCAUCCAUUUCUGCAUUUCCUGCACUCAUUUGAGAUCAUUUCCACAUUGCCGCGUAGGGCUGCACAAUAUGGCAAACAAUCUAGGCCUUAUUUUUAACCAAAUGUUGCAGUUGCGAUUUAGAUCAAAACACUUGGGUAACUGUUGGAAUCAUGGAAAUAGAAUGAUUAUUCUAAUUCUAUAGUUAGAAUAUAAUAGUGUGCACUUUGAAUACAGUGUUGUUUGACAUGACAAUUAAUGAAAAUGCCAGGAAGGAGUUAUUGUGACAGGGUAGGAUCCAAAGUGUUGAAAAGUGUUUCCUAGGGGUCCCUAUAAUAUACAUUCAAUGUUUUCUCUUAGCUACUUCAUGUAGCCAACAUAUGAUUGCUUCGCUUAAUUCCUCAUUGAUUUAGAAGAUACUGUUGCACAAACAACAUUCUGAUUUAGGUCUACACCAUCACUGGUAUUAUCAGGCUGUAUAGCUAAUUACGUUUGCUCUGACUCAAUACAUGUAUUAGCUAGCUAGCGAUUAGCAUUAGCGGCUAACAAUUAGCGGCUAACAAGAUUUAGGCCUAACUUGCUAAGAAAAGACAAACUAGCUGUUUGCAGAUGUAAGAAACACAAAUGAAUAGUGUAAUUAUAGAACGCUAGUGGAUUUAUAUUAAGAAGCAACGUGAAAACAGCAUUGUUGUCAUUAACAUUGUUGCAUGUGUUGCGUUGACCAUGCAGACUGAACGUCUCGUGGUCGAGGAACAACAAAUGCGCUCCUUGAAUGAGAGGGGGCGGGGCUAGGUCUUUGUGGAAAGCAACAUGGAGAGAGAGAGCGGAGAGAGACUCAAGUAGCGAAGUAAACUAUAAAAAUGGAAAGUUAUACACGGCGUAACACAUUUAACAAACCAUUUUGCCUUUUUAUUUCUCUCACCACUUUGAUUUGGUGUAAAGAGACCUUUAUUGCCAGUCCAGAUUCUCAAUGCUAUUAUUCUACAUAAUGCUAUAAAGCCAGGACAGAGCAUUUAUAGCUGUUUUUUCUUUGCAGAAUGACCUGAAAGGAGAGCGCGGAGAUACAGGUGUGAAGGGGGAGAAGGGAGAGCCAAGUGGUGGCUAUUUUGACCCCCGUUUCGGAGGACAACAAGGUCCACCAGGACCCCCUGGAAACCCAGGACUUAGAGUAAGAACUUGAGAGGACAUUACAUCAUAUAUGAAUUUGUUAGGAAAAUACUAGUCAACACACAUCUCCUGGCAUAUGUGUUUGUCAAAUGAUAAAACAUUGAAACUGUACGAUUCAACAAUCGAUAUGUAUAGAUACAUAUCAUGCCUGUUUAAAGGAACUUGUCACAGCCUGAAAUCAGUCAUUAAGACUCCUUACGAUAUCUCUCAUAUCUUGCUAACAACAAUAGAAAGAGAGCCUUAUAAUAAAUUGGGCACAAGUAAAGUUAAAUGUUAUUUUCUCAAUUUUUCAUCACAGGGUCCAAAGGGAGAUUCCAUCACGGGCCCUCCUGGUCCCCAGGGCCCACCAGGCUCCCCAGGGAUUGGCUACGACGGUCGUCCAGGAAACCCAGGCCCACCAGGUCCUCCCGGGCCCCCAGGGUCCAACUCACUACCAGGGGCCUACAGACCUACCCACCGUGAGUUUCCUAGCCAGUGACAAACACAAUGUCAAAAUACAUUAUUCAAUAGGGUAUACACCCAAGGUUCAUUUUACGUUGGUGGUAGAAUGGAGUGAGGUACACCACUAGCCCAUUCAUAGAUGGUAAUGUUAAACAUAUGUCUAUUCACGAUCAUGUCUGCCGGCCGUGGGCAAUGCACCAACGCUACAACGGUGCCCCAAAGCUCUGUCUAAACGUCAAUACGUCUCUCUUGCAAUACGGUUUUGGAAACAUUUGGAACUUAACUUUCAUAUCAGCGAGAAAUAAUAAAUAAUAAAAAAUUGUUAAAUUACUACACACCUUUAUAGGGUUCCCACAUGGACAUAUUGUAUUUCCAUGUUACAGCACUUGUUUAAGGGAGACAGAGGCAACCACCUGUGCUAAUUAGCUAUCUAGCGGGCUCCGAACACCUGUGUAUAACGGAAGAAGGACACCAGAAAAGUGUUACUGAAAAAUACUGUUAGCAGCAACUGUGUUAAAACAGUGUACAUACAGAAAGUGUAUAUUUUGCAUUUGUGAAAUUAUUUAGAUGUGAUAUGAAAGGGCUUUAUGUUUCUAGAACCGUAUAGCAAUUGAGAAUCCAUUCACGUUUCGAUGGAGUAUUUGGCUGUUUUGGCUGCCAGAGCCAGUCUACCUCUGAACAUAACAUAUGGUCCUUGGACAUUAAGGAGUAACGGUAGGCUUGCAUACACUCCUUAACCUAAUCUUGGGAUAGUAUACAACGUGCUUGACACUCUAAGAAGCAGCGAUAUUUUAUUGUGAUCAUCCUCAUCAUUAUAUUUCCUUCUUCAUCACAGCUAUUAGUAUUCCUGGUCCCCCCGGACCUGCUGGACCACCUGGAACUCCUGGUCACACCUCAGGGGUAAGUGGUCAUCUCACGGUUCGACAUAGGUUUAACCAUUCUGUUAGAUGGCUACCAUGCCCAAAGGUGGUAAUGUACCAUAAACCAGAGAUUGCUGUUUUCAGUUAUGUGGAUUCAGUGGAGUGAUUGCAAAGGACCUCAGAAAAAAAGCAGAUGCAAAGAUUGUAAAGGUGUAUUUUACAUGAUGUUGUGGGUUUUUUAUGGUUGAAAGUGAAUGUAUUCAUCAUAACUACUAAGAUUCACUGUUUGUUUUUCUGAUUGAUGCCUGCAGUCUUGUAUAUGUACUAUAAUAUGUACUGGUCUCCCCAGGUGACAGUUUUGAGGUCCUACGACACCAUGAUUGCUACUGCAAGGCGGCAGUCGGAGGGCACACUCAUCUACAUUGUCGAUAAAACCGAUCUCUACAUCCGAGUCCGCGAUGGAUUCAGACAAAUCAUGGUAAAGUCAUUCAUUUUUCUUUCAUGUGAGACGUGUUAGUAAGGUAGGAGAUGGAGAUGUAGUGCAGACUAAAAGUGUACUCUGCAAAAAGGAUUAUGCACUUUUUUCAUGCACUUUUUUCAUAUUCUUAUUAUAUUCCAGCUCAGUGACUACAGUCCCUUCUACAGAGAUCUGGUAAGUUGUAUGCAAAUGAGUAAAUAAAACAAAAACUAUGUAUCAACUUAUUUAAUAAAUAGCUAAUGAUAAUAAUGAAUUAACAAAGUCAGUCAUAAAAUCAAGGAUGACUUGUCAUCUCAAAUGACUUGUGGUUAGAGUGUCCACCCUGAGAUUGGAAGGAUGGGGGUUUGAUCUCCAGUCGAGUCAUACCAAAGACUCUAAAAAUGGUACCCGAUGCUUCUAUGCUUGGCACUCAGCAUUAGGGAGAUGGAUUGGGGGUAAGGCCCUGCGAUAGACUAGACUAGUGUCCUGUUCAGGGGGUGUACUUGUACAUCAAGCUGCCUCACGCUACAGAAUCAGGAGAAAGGCUCCUGCCCUAUGGGCCAUUCUGGCUCAGACAAGGCUUACUUGUCCAAGGCUUGCUUACUUCACUUACUUAAUCACUGUUGCUCUUAAUCUCCAGGACAACGAAGUAGCGGCAGUCCAGCCUCCCCCUGUCGUCAAUUACCCCCAGUCCCAGGACCACUCGGCCAACAAUGGAGCUGAACAAUUCUCCCAAGGCGGUGCUGCCACCCACCCCAUCGUGCCUCCUCCUCGCCAGCCCAUUGAGAUCCCCAGGCCCGCUCAACCCAACAAUCACGACCCCAGAUACCCCCCUCAGUAUGAUCCCAGAUACCCCUCUCAGACUAACCCUAGGUACCCCCCUCAGACAGAUGGCCGCUAUAGCCCCGUGCAGCCUGAGAACAGGUAUCCCACCCAGCCCGAAAGCCGAUAUCCCAUCACACCCCAGAGACAACCUGUUCCCCCUCCUGUUCCCCAGCCUGCCGGUCACGUGCACACAUCAGGGCCAGGAGUGAGUACCUUAUCAUCAUUUAAUGUGCCUUCAGAGAAAGCAUGUAUCUAUCAAAUGGUCUCAUCUAAAUAGUGUGUGUAAACCUAAGCCAGGCUGUUUUUAUAACUCAAAUCUGGGGGGUUUUCUGCUCAGCUCCACCUGAUCGCCCUGAACACGCCCCAAAUGGGCAACAUGCGGGGCAUUCGAGGGGCAGACUUCCUGUGUUUCCAGCAGGCUCGUGCUGUGGGCCUGAAGGGCACCUUCAGGGCUUUCUUGUCCUCCAAGCUCCAGGACCUCUACAGCAUCGUUCGCAAGUCCGACAGAGACAGCCUCCCCAUCGUAAACCUCAAGGUGUGUAAACAUAUACUAAAGAAAGUAUGAGUCUAGACUUUGGGAUCCCACUUCUGACACCGAAUUGACAUUGAGUUUAUUGAAGUAACCUCUUCAUUACCAUUUCAGGAAAUUCUAGAGAUUGUUUCAAUGCAACACUGUUCAGCAUCAAAUAAGUAAUGCAAUGCUACCAUGGGUUUUCAUUUUAUCCUUGUUUCUCUGACAAACAAAAUUAGGUACACCACCCCGUUCACGGAAAUGGUUUGCUCCUACAGACAGAGUCACAUGGCCGUGGCUUGCUAUGUAAAGCAGGCGGACAGGCAUCGAGGCAUUCGGUUACUGUUCGAUUGGACGUUAGAAUGGGCAAAACGAGUGACCUAAGCGACUUUGAGCGUGGUAUGAUCAUCAGUGCCAGGCGUGCCGGUUCCAGUAUCUAAAACAGCCGGCCUCCUGGGAUUUAAACACACGACAGGGUUUACCGAGAAUGGUGCGACAAACAAAAAAACAUCCAGUCAGUGGCAGUCCUGUGUGCAAAAAACAGCUUGUUGAUGAGAGAGGUCGAAGAAUGGCAAGAAUUGUGCAAGCUAACAGGCAGGCCACAAACAGGCAAAUAACGGCGCAAUACAACAGUGGUGUGCAGAACGGCAUCUUGGAACGCACAACUCAUCUGUCAUGGAUGGGCUAUUGCAGCAGACUACCACACCGGGUUCCACUCCUAUCAGCUAAAAACAAGAAGUGGCUCCAAUGGGCAUGCGAUCACCAACCUUGGGAAAUUGAGGAGUGGAAAUACAUUCCCUGGUCCGACGAAUCCCAGUUCCUAUUGCUUCAUGCUGAUGGCAGAGUCAGGAUUUGGCGUAAGCAGCAUGAGUCCAUGGCCCCAUCCUGCCAGGUGUCAAUGGUACAGGCUGGUGGUGGUGGUGUAAUGGUGUGGGGAAUGUUUUCCUGGCACAAGUUAGGUCCCUUGAUACCAAUUGAGCAACGUUUGAACGACACACCUUAUAGAAUCCAUGCCCCAAAGAAUUCAGGCUGUUCUGGAGGCAAAGAGGGGGCCGACCUGGUACUAGAUGGGUGUACCUAAUAAACUCGCCACUGAGUGUGUAUUUUCUCUCCCUCUAGGACCAUGUGCUGUUUAAUAGCUGGGAGUCUAUGUUCAGCAAGACUGAGGGGAGGAUGGAGGAAAAUGCACCAAUCUACUCCUUUGACGGUAGAGAUAUCCUCAGGGACAGUGCAUGGUGAGUGUUGGUCUCUCAGACACGGAACAACAAAAUAACAAGUGUGUUUACAAAGUGCAUCUAAUGCAUCAAAAUCCUAGUUGCUGGCUAGCUAGCUAGGGGGAGGUGUUCAACUUAAUUACGUCAUUUUUCAAACUAUUCUCAGUGAGUUAUAAAUUACGCCAAUGUUAUAGUUUAAAGAGGUAAGGUGGCUACGUAGAUACUGUAGCUAGGUAUGCACGUUUUUUACUUACGUCUUUGCUAAGCAAACAUUGACAGCUCUGUGUAUGCAAGCUAAAACACAAAUAGCUAACUAGCUACUUAGCUAACAACAUCCUUUUAGAUGAUACCAACUUUUAGCAGCUAGAUUGCAAUAGCCACAACUUGCAGCUCAAUAAGCUAGUCAGAGCAAAGCUUGCUAGCAAGCCAUGCUACAGCCAUAGAAGUUCAGUCAGAGAAGCAGUCCCAUGUAGCAUUCUUCCAAUCAGAGUGAUAUCUUGUCAUCAAACAGUAUCUUUAGCCUACAAGAGCUUGAAUACUGGUCCAUAUCCCCCCCAGCCUUGGCCUGAAAUGUAACAAAAAGUGUAUAUAUUAUCACACACUACACAGAGGAAAUGUUACACUUUCUAAAGUGUUUUAAAAUCGGCAGUCUAUUUGUGCAGUAUCUUUCUUUUUAUGGCAAAUAGUUACUUUCUUAUUAGUUAUAAUGAGUGUUGUAAUAAACAAAAUUCCUUUGUUAUGAAGUGUGGUAGGCUAAGUGGUAGUCUUUGUAUGUAUGAUAUGCCAGGGUUUAAGCCAUCAUGCAGUGUCCAACAGUGAAGGCACUGUAUUACAAUUUUACUGCUAACUGGAAAAUAUUUCUUAAAAUGUAUCUAAAAAGGGGAUGUACCUAAGGUGAUUAACAUACUUUAUUCCAAUUUGUUUCCCUUCAGGCCAGAGAAAAUGGUCUGGCACGGCUCUAGCAGCGAGGGUCACCGCCAGACAGACAACUACUGCGAGACAUGGAGGGCAGGAGACCGCGCAGUGACUGGCCUAGCGUCCUCACUGCAGUCCGGCCAGCUCCUACAACAGUCGUCCAGCAGCUGCUCUAGCUCCUACAUAGUGCUGUGUAUCGAGAACAGCUAUCUCUCUCACUCCAAAAAAUAA